AUGACGCUCAACGGGAGCUUUGGCGGCGCUUCGAUUUUCGAUCGAAUGUUGGAAUCGAAUCGAAUCAUUCCUCCAGCCAUGGACGCCUUUGUCCACAAUCUCAUUCGAGCUCAUGCAGAGCAAGAUCCCGAUUUACAAGCAAUAUGCUCUUCGGAUGGCAACCUCAGCUACGGCGAGCUCGAGGAUCUCUCUUCACAACUAGCGACCCAUCUCGUUACACAAGGUGUUGGACCCGAAGUCAUCGUUCCCUUGUGCUUCGAGAAGUCUAAAUGGGCAAUUGUCGGGCUGCUUGCGAUUCUCAAGGCAGGAGGCGCCUUCGCUCUUCUGGAUCCCUCUCAACCUGUUGCUCGGCUGGAGUACUUUGUCAAGCAAGCAGGAGCCACUUUCGCUCUCUCAUCUUCAGCAUGUUUGGGUACCUGUCAGAAUCUCGUAGAACGGUCAUUUGUCGUGGAUGCCGAGGCGUUCCUCAAACUGAAAAAAGCCCCAGUCCACUCUUCCGCCAAGCUCAUCAACGCGGCUUACAUCAUCUUCACUUCAGGGAGUACUGGUGUUCCAAAAGCUGUCAUCAUUGAGCAUUCGCAACUCUCCACCACAGCUACCUACUGCGGGCAGCGUAUGGGUUAUGGCAAGAAAUCUCGCGUCUUCCAGUUUGCCUCAUACGCUUUUGAUGCUUGCAUCACGGACAUCUUUGCAACUCUCGUUCAUGGAGGAACCGUGUGUAUUCCUUCAGAGUGGGAGAGAAAUAAUGCCAUAGUUGAUGCGAUGAACAGAAUGGAAGUCACGAACGCCAAGUUUACACCUUCACUCGCUACUAAUCUCACUUUCGAAAAUGUGCCGACCUUGAAGACGUUAAUAUUGGGUGGAGAGAGUGCUUCUCCCUCAUUCAUUGAGAAGUGGGCUUCGAAAUUAAGACUGAUUUUGGUUUACGGUGAGAAAUUUCUUGCUAUAUUUUCGGCUAAAAAUUGGCUUAGCUUUCGCUAUAGGCCCCACUGA
Molecule: messenger RNA, 993 nt
Organism: Hyaloscypha bicolor E
Lineage: Eukaryota; Fungi; Ascomycota; Leotiomycetes; Helotiales; Hyaloscyphaceae
Product: acetyl-CoA synthetase-like protein
Exons: 2
Coding region: 1-993 (330 amino acids)
Biological process (GO): secondary metabolite biosynthetic process; amino acid activation for nonribosomal peptide biosynthetic process
Cellular component (GO): cytoplasm
Molecular function (GO): phosphopantetheine binding
Source: RefSeq, a predicted model, not a curated record